Messenger RNA from Ostertagia ostertagi, 1314 nucleotides. Lineage: Eukaryota; Metazoa; Nematoda; Chromadorea; Rhabditida; Trichostrongylidae. The record is from the annotation of a GenBank genome assembly.
AUGGCGUUACGGCUUGCCUUGGGCUGUGUUCACCAACAAGUGGCGAAAGGAAUAUGUAGUUCAAUAGUACGGAGGUCAUACUGCAAUGAAAAAGUCUUCAAAUCUUUACUGUCUGAUACAAGAAUAGCAAGCCCAUUUGCGGACCCUUCAAGAACGGUAAAAUCUCCAAGCACCGCAUAUUUCUCAGUACCGCGAGAAGCCCCUGGGGGCGAUAGCCGAGAGUCACUGAAAGGAACCCAGUCGUCCGUACAAAAUGAUAAGGAGACAGAAGUGAAAGGAAAGUCUGAGAAGUUAUCGGCCAUCGAAGAGCUCAAUCUGUUGAAAGAGGAGUUGGCAAAAACCGCAGCAAAAGCAAGUUCUGGAGGAGGGUCUAAAGGUUCCAGCGACGAGCCUUUUGACGAAGAAGCUGAUAAGGAAAGACGUCGUAAGCGUUUAGAACGCAAUACUCGCAUUGGUGGAGUGAUUGUUUUUGGAAGCGCUGUAGCUGGAUUCGUUGCUUUCUGCUUGUACUAUGGUCGAGCUAAACGCGAUGAGGCUGGGAACAUUGUGCCGGACGAAUGGACAGGAUCUUAUUUGGCACCAUUUUAUCGAAUAGCAAACAGCUUCAGGGUUUGGAGGGAUUUUGUCGUGGAACCAGCUCGAGAACAACUUCUUCCCGAUCCUCUUCCUCAUCCGUAUAUCCAACCAAAAUACACAUUAGUUAUCGAAAUGAAGAAUGUGCUGGUGCACCCAGAUUGGACAUACAAAACUGGAUACCGGUUCGCAAAACGUCCAGCUCUCGAUUACUUCCUUGACGUUGUAGGAUACCCUAAUUUUGAGGUUGUGAUAUACACCAGCGAAUCCAUGAUGACCGCCCAUCCAGUCGUAGAUUCCUUCGAUCCGAAACAACGAAUCAUGUACAGAUUGUAUAGAGAUUGCACAAAAUACAUGCAUGGACAACAUGUCAAGGAUCUGUCAAAAUUGAAUCGUGAUCUUUCGAAAGUUAUUUUCAUUGAUGUUGAUCCUAAAGCAGCUCAAUUGAAUCCUGAAAAUAUAUUACUUGUGCCUGAAUGGAAGGGUAACAUGGACGACACUUCACUUGUAGACCUCGCUGAAUUGUUAAAAACUCUUCACCUUUCUGAUGUGGAAGAUGUCCGACCGACGUUACAGUAUUAUUCUCAGUUCCCAGACCCUGCUAAAGAAUUCCGAAGGAGAGCUAUCUAUUUGGCGGAACAAGAAGAGCAAAAGAGACAUCAACGCGAAGAAGAGGGUCAUUCCUUGCUCAAGAAGUAUUCCGGUCGCUUGUUCGGCUUCAGACGACAUGCUCCCACAUGA